Cylas formicarius (sweet potato weevil) is the source of this 2100-nucleotide messenger RNA. RefSeq names its product guanine nucleotide-binding protein subunit beta-like protein 1. The record is from RefSeq and is a predicted model, not a curated record. Gene Ontology annotation, molecular function: protein binding. NCBI's taxonomy places the organism in Eukaryota, Metazoa, Arthropoda, Insecta, Coleoptera, Brentidae. Bases 112 to 1071 code for a protein of 319 amino acids. The transcript is spliced from 4 exons.
GACUCCGGAACAAGUCCCUCGAUGGCCGCUGCUUAGUUUGAACCGUACUUUUCUUUCUCCGUUAAUUUUUAGGUUGAUUUCGGCUGAGUAGAACUAAAUUCUGCCGGCGAGAUGCCCCUGCUCCCACCGGACCCCGUCUUUUGCCUCAAACAAGACAUGGGACACGUGCACAGCAUGUCCUUUACGAAAAUAAACAAUGACUACACUUCGCAACUUCUGGCAGCCACCGAAAAGGGAGACGUAUUUUUUUGGGACUUGGAAACAAAUCGUCUCCAACACAAACAACGCAUGGGAGAAUCAAUCCAGACCAUCCAUUCUGUAGAGUACGACAUCAUUACGCAAGAGAAAAGCGGUUUAGUUAAGCUAUGGUCCAUCGAAAACAAUACGGGAUACAAAGUACAAAAGACAUUCCAAUGUUACGGCGGAUUUUGCAAGAGCGUCAUACUGGAAAACCAACAACUGAUUCUGCCAGGCGAAAAUAGCGUUAUCGACGUUGUGGACGUUGAUAAUUUCGAAAACGUCAAGAAAUUUGUACCUGACAAAGAGAAACUGGGCAACGUCAUGUGCCUUCAGCCGAUCGAAAUCAGAAGGGGUCGGUUUCUAUUGGCUGGAUACGCAACUGGUGACAUAAUAUUAUUUGACUACAACACCGAGAAGCAGUGCGGCCACCUCAAACUUAACGAAUUCCUAACGUCUUUGACUUUCGAUCCAUUCACUUGCCGUGGCGUCGUAGCAAACGCGUCGAAUGCGCUGCAAGUGUUUGGCAUCGACCCUGAAUGCCUCCGGAUGGAACUCAAGUGUGAACUCGCCCUCACCAACCAGGGUUGCAAUGUUGUCAAGUUUCGGCCGGAUAGGAAGUUGUUGUUUGCCGGUGGCUGGGAUGGAAGGUUAAGGGUGUUUUCAUGGAAAACUCUCAGGGCAUUAGUGGUGCUGACCGAACACAAGAAGGCGAUAUCCGACAUUCAGUUUUCUCCGCACAGAGUCAGGCUUUGGGAUUCGAACAUUAUCGCAGCCAGCGGAGAGGACGGUCUGAUUUCGCUGUGGAACGUCUACCACAAUUACACUUAUUGAGACGCUCGUCACCACAUUACCGUUCGGUCGGUAUAGUAUAGUUAGGUUUGUACGAUUUCGCGAGGCAUUUCCCGCCUCCUGACUUUUCUCCAUUGGCGCGGAAUUUCCUUCUUCGACACCACGCGAGGAUUUUACGAAAUCGUCCAUUCCACACCCCCUCCCCCACUUUUUUUUCUUUUCUUUCGAAAGCCAAUUAAUCGUAGGGACUAACCUCACUUUGUAGCGUUUCUUGGUUUUUACAAAAUUUUCCGCCAUUUUUUUUUUUUUUUUGAAACACAUUUCCCCGUGCAUUUAAGAAUUUCGCGUCGCGCAGAAAGUGAGGCUGGAUAUUUUUUCUGCCGUUUUUUCGUUUACCUGAUUUUUCAAGUUUCGCCCGCUUUCUUUUUCCGAACGGAACUUGAGGAGAAUUUUUCUAGUCUGAACAACAAAAAUUUAAACGAUCUUCGCACAAAAAUUUAAAAAAUUCCCCUCUUUCUUUUCGAAGCCCUCGCCUCUUAAGUUUCCUGUCAAAAAUUUCGGCUCAGUGGGAGACUUUAGGGAUUGAUUCAAAAGGAUAAUAAUAUUGAGCGUGUUUGGGACACCCAUAAUUUUUGAUUUUCCCUUGUAAACUUUUUUCUCACACUUUUUGCGUCCGAAUGCGGUCUCUUAAAAAAAUUAUCAUCGUUUGUUUAGUGAAUUUACGCAUUAGACUGAGAGGAAUUAUUUUGCGAGAAAAAUGAUGCCAAGUGGUUCUCGAGCGAGGUAGAAAAGUUCGGAAGUUAACAUCGAGACAACUAUUUUUGAAAGAAAAUUGCCAUUUUGAAUAAAACACAAUAAAUAAUGUUCUGGAGUUUUUUUUACGACUAUCGAUCCAGAUUUAAACGUUUCUUUCAAGGUUUUGUAAGUUUGCUCUCGCUCGCGAACUACAAAUUUUAUUGAAUUGUCAUAAGAUUUUUAAUUGUGAUAUUUUAGUGGAUUAAAAAUUCGUAUAUUUUUUCAAAAACAGUUUUAUAUACCAUUCUUAGUAAAGUAAUGAAAAAAUAAAACGUU